Hyla sarda is the source of this 836-nucleotide messenger RNA. RefSeq names its product beta-microseminoprotein J1-like. NCBI's taxonomy places the organism in Eukaryota, Metazoa, Chordata, Amphibia, Anura, Hylidae. Bases 327 to 692 code for a protein of 121 amino acids. The record is from RefSeq and is a predicted model, not a curated record. The transcript is spliced from 5 exons.
CCCUCGCCGCCGCCGCCGCCGUCGCUCCUGGGGCCCCGAUCCCAACAGGGUCGCCGGGGAUGGGGGUCCCCAGCUCCCGGGGUCUUCUUCCCGCACCCGCUCAUGUCCUCCGGAAGAGGACUCGGAAUGCAGGGCGUAUCCAUAUGCCCUGAAGAGGUUAAAGGCUGUCAAGAAAACAGCUUGCCUAUAAGCUAAUAGGGAAGCCAUGGUACUAAGAGGACUGUGUUUGCAUAACUCUGUGGAAUAGAGUCACCAGCCAGUAUAUAAAUUAAUGAAAUGACAAGGAUAUCUGGCCAUUGAGCUUAGCAGUAAUACGGGCAGCAGCUAUGGAGUACUUUCUGCGUAUUCUGGUGGCAGUGACCAUGAUAGCUUUAUGUACUGCUCAGUGUGUGACGGAGCACAAUGCAAAAAUGAAAUAUAAUAAUCAUAAACAUGUGUUGUAUAAGCAAGACAAAUAUGGCUGCAGGAAGGAUGGACACUAUCAUGAGAAAGGACAUGAAUGGAAAUCAGAUGACUGCUCAAUAUGCACUUGUCAUGCAGAUUACAUAACAUGCUGUACUAACUACAAAAAGCCAAUUUUGAAAGAUCCUGAAAAUUGUGAAGCAAUUCUCAACAAGCAUACCUGUACAGUUGAAGUUAAGCGGAAGGACCGCACAGAAAAAGUCUGUGAAAUUGAAUCUUGGAUUGCUUAAAGUUGCUGUUCUUCAGUGUUUAUGUGAAAAUGAGAUAAAUUGAACGCUCUAACCUGAGAGCUUCAGGACAACAUAUUAUGUAUCAUGGAACAGAAUAAAUUGAAAUGUUAUAAUAAAUAAAUCUUGCAAAGGAGCGUAUUUUCA